AUGGGUUGAACAAGCACAUGAGCAUCAAGUGGCAUUGGCUGCGGAAGGAGGUGAAGCUUGGGACACUGGAUCCAAUCUACGUGAAAACUCAGCAACAGCCAGCCGACUUCCUUACCAAGCGGCUAGCUGAAGAGCCACACUGGCGCUGUGCGAGGAUGGCGGGAAUGUCUUUGAACUAGAGACGGCGAAACAAGCCGACAGUCUGAGGGGGAGUGUGUUGGUGCAUAUUCGUUUGCACGUCAUCCUGUCGUCUGUUCGCAUCAUUUCGUUGCAUGUAUGAGGAGGAGGAGGAGGAGGAGGAGGAGGAGGAGGAGGAGGAGGAGGAGGAGGAGGAGGAGGAGGAGGAGGAGGAGGAGGAGGAGGAGGAGGAGGAGGAGGAGGAGGAGGGGGAGAGGGAUGGUGGAGGUGUAGCAGCUAUAGAAGACAACCCCUUCCUGUCGGAUGAUGAGGCGGAGGAUGUAGUCUAUGAGGCGGCCUGAGGACAGGUGAAGGAAGAGGUAACCAGGGGCAGAGCGAGCGUGGCCAAGGUAGACCCACUCAAUGGCCUUGGAGGCGAGCUUUCCUGCCUGCCGAGAGCGGUCAGUGGCACCAGUAUCGAGAACAAAGUCAAUCGUGAGCGAGGAGGGAGCUGAAGACACGGGGUACUGGAAAUCACUGGCAUUAAAAACAGAGGGAUACAUGGAAGUGGAAGCAGGGGAAGAACGCAUGAGCUCGCCUAGAAAGCUCGAGUGGGAGGCGGGAGCACUAGGGGAAGGAGAGCCCCAGAGGGGAAAGCCAGGA
Messenger RNA from Closterium sp. NIES-67, 780 nucleotides. Lineage: Eukaryota; Viridiplantae; Streptophyta; Zygnematophyceae; Desmidiales; Closteriaceae. The record is from the annotation of a GenBank genome assembly.